CAUUAUUCAUGUCAAGUUCAAUCUAAAAAUGCUUAAAAUAAUGUAAAUUUGUGAAAUUACUUACUAUUCCUGUCAUAUGAUGUUGAUAUUUAAAGUCGCAGCAUCUGCUCACAAACCUGCAAUAAUUCUUCCAGAAGUUUAAGAAUCCGGCUGGCAAUUUAAUGAAAAAUUUUAACCUAUAAGAGUUGACAAAUAAAAAGGACAAGCUUCAGUUAAUGGCUGAAAUGCAGUUAUAAGUCUUUGCAGUUGAAAAAACUUGCAUGGUUUUCGUGGAAAUUCUCUCACAUAGUUCCUAUCAACCCAACAGCUAGCUAGCGACUUCCAUGGACUCAGAUUUCCUAACUACCCCAACUAAACCUUUCUCAUUUUUUCUCUUUAUAUAUAACUCCAUUUGUAUCGAUCUCUCUCAAAAUUAAACUGUCUGGGGCGUUGAUUCUCUAAUAUCCCAUGGAAACCUUUCCAUUUGUCUUCAGCCUAGCUGCUGCAGUAUUGGCUUACGCCCUCUGGUUCCAUCUCCUAGCCAGGAGGUUAACCGGUCCAAGAGUAUGGCCUUUAGUUGGCAGCCUACCAUUUCUUUUCAUGAACCGGAGGAGAAUCCAUGAUUGGAUUGCUAGUAACCUUAGAGCAACAGGUGGCUCAGCAACCUAUCAAACCUGUACUAUUGCUCUUCCUUUCUUGGCUCGGAAGCAAGGGUUCUACACUGUCACUUCUCACCCCAAAAAUAUUGAGCACAUUCUCCGGACCCGGUUUGAUAAUUACCCGAAAGGGCCUCAUUGGCAAGCUGCAUUUCAUGAUCUUUUGGGGCAAGGGAUCUUCAAUAGUGAUGGAGAGACAUGGCUCAUACAAAGGAAAACAGCGGCACUUGAGUUCACAACAAGGACACUCAGGCAAGCCAUGGCUCGGUGGGUGAAUGGGACUAUCAAGAAUCGGCUAUGGUGUAUUUUACACAAAGCAUCCAAUGAGAAGAAAUCAGUGGACUUGCAAGAUUUGUUGCUUCGCUUAACCUUUGACAACAUUUGUAGCCUUACCUUUGGUAAAGACCCGGAAACACUCUCUCCUGACUUACCUGAAAAUCCAUUUGCUAUUGCUUUCGACACAGCUACUGAAGCAACUCUUCAUAGGCUUCUUUACCCCAGUUUUCUAUGGCGAUUGAAGAAGAUUUUGGGGAUUGGAGCAGAAAAAAGAUUAAAGAGCAGCCUCCAAAUCGUUGAAAACUACAUGAACGAUGCCAUUGAAGCACGGAAAGAGACUCCAUCAGAUGAUCUACUGUCCCGUUUCAUGAAGAAAAGAGAUGUUGGUGGCAACCUCUUUACAAGCGUCGUUCUCCAACGCAUUGCUCUAAACUUUGUCCUAGCAGGCCGGGACACUUCUUCCGUAGCCCUCAGCUGGUUCUUCUGGCUCAUCAUGAACCAUCCAGAGAUUGAACAAAAGAUCAUCAACGAAAUAUCAACGGUUCUCCGCGACACGCGCGGUCCAGAUCAAAAGAAAUGGCUUCAAGAGCCUCUGGUGUUUGAUGAAGCAGACAGGUUGAUAUAUCUCAAAGCAGCGUUAGCUGAAACACUGCGUUUAUACCCCUCAGUUCCUCAGGAUUUCAAGUAUGUUGCCCAAGACGAUGUCUUACCGGAUGGAACCUUCGUGCCCGCGGGCUCAACUGUGACAUAUUCCAUAUAUUCGGUUGGAAGAAUGAAGACUAUAUGGGGAGAGGAUUGCCUGGAGUUUAGGCCUGAAAGGUGGUUAUCACCAGAAGGUGACAAGUUUGAUCCACCAAAGGAUGGCUACAAGUUUGUGGCAUUCAACGCUGGACCAAGGACUUGUUUGGGGAAAGACUUGGCUUACUUGCAAAUGAAGUCUGUGGCCUCAGCAGUUCUGCUGCGUUACAGGCUUUCGCUGGUUCCUGGACACAGCGUGGAACAGAAGAUGUCACUCACUCUGUUCAUGAAGAAAGGCCUUCGUGUUUAUUUGCAGUCGCGUACACUUGCAUAG
Molecule: messenger RNA, 1983 nt
Organism: Durio zibethinus
Lineage: Eukaryota; Viridiplantae; Streptophyta; Magnoliopsida; Malvales; Malvaceae
Product: cytochrome P450 86A1-like
Molecular function (GO): monooxygenase activity; iron ion binding; heme binding
Source: RefSeq, a predicted model, not a curated record